GCAGCUAUAUAUGAUUGUAAUUUCAGAAACCACAAACAGGAAAAUGGACAUUAGAACGGACAACUAACGAGCAGAAGCCGAAACGUUGGCUUGUGAAAGUCAUUGCACAGAGUGAAGUCGACUUCUCAGUGAACCUCUAUGACAACGAAGAUGGCGUGAAAUUUGAGAUUUCUGGUCGGCCCAUUGCAGGGACGAAGAUUACGGCACAGGUGAGAGUUCCCAAAGUUAAACUGAUCGGGAAAUUGGACGAGAUAUUCUUAUCCGAUAAAUACGGUAAUAUUCUUUUGAAAGCCAACCUGAAACAAGGCAAACAUCGCAGAAGCCAAAGCUUCAGAGGAAAGUUCGCUAUUCCGAAAACAACGUUCUAUAUUGGAAUCAAAGGAAGAGAUAAAAAAGGAAAUACGUUUACACGUACGAAAUUCAUACCGUAUAUUCCGUCUAGCAUGAAGUUGGAAGUGACUCCAAUUCCAGUUAUUUCACAUCCAAGAAUGACCUUACAAGUGAAAUUUAUGGUUAGCAACGAGGGUAGCAGAACAGAACGAAUACUGGUGUUUAUGAGCGAGGCUCUUGAGUAUAUAGUAAGCAACAGUAAACAGAGGUUUACUUUGGGCGCCGGACAAAAUAUUACUGGACAUUUCAAUGUGAUGAUAAGGGACGCUAUUGGAAAAAAUGUAGUAAUAACGAUCACAUCUGAAAUAGAAGGCGGCGAUAGACGCACAUCUACUCAAUAUGACACGGUUGAAACCACAAUCCUUGAAAAGAGAGAAAUCAUAAAACCUCCAGUGAAACAGAAUCCUCCAAGGUGUGACUUCGAAAUUCCAGUCAGUUCCACCGAAGAGUGCAUUAAAAGUUUUGAAGACUUCAGCUGCUGCAGACAUCGAUGGUCGGCUGUUAUCAAUGCAGAAGCCAGCAGCGACUUUUCACCGAUUGUAAAUAUGGUUUCUUCCAUGUCAUCAAAUUUAUCGUCGUAUCAGAAUAUAUCCGCCGGUGUAGUAGCAUACAGAGCUAAUAUCAGCAAUGACUGCUGUACCGACAGAGAUACAGUCUACGUAAGAGACACCAAAAACCAAAUCGGAAAAUGUUUCUUGCAAGUCGUACCACCUUUUUUGAGCUUCAACACAACCUGCAGGGAACUUCCACCCAAAAAAGUUCCUCUUGUAUGUAAUUUAUAUACAACUAUGGAAGACACAACGAGAUGCAUAGAUAGUCACAAGGACUUUAAUUGUUGCAGGCAAAAGUGGUCUGCCAUUCUUAAAGUCAAGAACGGUAGUAAUCCCGCACCUAUUGUAAAUGUGACAUCAUCUAUGUCGUCUGUAAUUAUAGCCAAUGAAAAUCUAACAGAUAGUGCCUUCCUAUACGAAGCAGAAAUAAGUAAUGAUUGCUGUGUUAAAACUGACACAAUUUAUGUGACCGAUGCCAAGGACCAAACAGGCAACUGUACUCUACACAUCAUUCCAGAUUCUACAAGUACCAAUUCAACCUGCAAGGAACUGAAGAAAGAAUUCCAGUCACAUGACCAUCAGCCAAAUCUACUCCACAAUACGGUCGCUCUAACUCUAUGUAAUUUAUUGGUAUUGAUAUUUUAUCAAAUCUAAAGAAAUGAAAUAAGAACAACAAAACAUUCAAUCGUCUUGGAAUCAAAUUGCCAAGAUCGAAUUUAGAUUCCUUAUAAUUUAACAUCAACAGAUUAAGGAAACUUGAAGUCAUCUGAUUUUUUUCUUUUUU
This is a messenger RNA of Octopus bimaculoides (California two-spot octopus), 1725 nucleotides long. RefSeq names its product von Willebrand factor A domain-containing protein 7. The record is from RefSeq and is a predicted model, not a curated record. NCBI's taxonomy places the organism in Eukaryota, Metazoa, Mollusca, Cephalopoda, Octopoda, Octopodidae.